Molecule: messenger RNA, 618 nt
Organism: Ctenocephalides felis (cat flea)
Lineage: Eukaryota; Metazoa; Arthropoda; Insecta; Siphonaptera; Pulicidae
Exons: 1
Coding region: 1-618 (205 amino acids)
Source: RefSeq, a predicted model, not a curated record
AUGUUGAUAGGAGCUGAACUCUUCUUCGACAUUCUGCAACAAGGUUCUAUUAGAUUAGGAAGUUAUCACCCGAUUUUACGUAACUCUAAGUUUGGAUGGAUUGUUUCGGGUAAUUACAAUAGUAUUGAAAGGUCUAAGAAAUAUGUAGGUUUGAUAACACAUUCUAAUUUUAAAUUAAAUGAGAAUUUGGUUAAAUUCUGGUAUUUGAAAGAAAUACCUAAGGCAAAUAUGCGCCUUUAUGGUUUAAAUAAACUUUGUGAAGAUCAGUUUGUAUCUAGUGUUUCUAGAAUUAAUAAUAGGUUUGAAGUUGCCUGGCCCUUUACACCAGAUUAUAAAGGACAAUUAGGUCAUUCAUAUGGUGUUGCACAUAAAAUAUUUCUUUAUUUAGGAAAGCGAUUUUACAAGGAUCCCAAUUUAUAUAAACUAUAUUGUGAGUUUAUUCAUGAAUAUAUUUCUAAGGGGCACGCCGUUCAAACAGAUAUUCCAAAAUCAGACAUUUUAGAUACCUUUGAUUCAUUCACCAGUAAUAAUGAUUAUUAUAUGCCACAUCAUGUUGUUUUUAAAAAUUCAGAUUCUAAUAAAAUACGCGUUGUUUUUGACGCAUCGACUAAAACUUAG